Messenger RNA from Fusarium mangiferae, 333 nucleotides. RefSeq lists its product as uncharacterized. Gene Ontology annotation, molecular function: nucleic acid binding; zinc ion binding. Bases 1 to 333 code for a protein of 110 amino acids. The transcript has a single exon. Lineage: Eukaryota; Fungi; Ascomycota; Sordariomycetes; Hypocreales; Nectriaceae. The record is from RefSeq and is a predicted model, not a curated record.
AUGUCCGCAACCCAAGGAGAUAUGAAGGCUACUAUCGAACUCUUACGCCUGAAACAAACCGGGAGCGCCAGGGAUUACAGCACCGAGUUUCUCAGACUUUUAAGCAAAACGACAAAGGAAACUUAUUUGGCUGCACGAUUUUUUCUGGGGCUGAAAGAAGAGAUCCAAAAGGCUAUAUAUGAGGAUGGAGAACUGCCGGCUACAUUCGAAGAUAUGGCGAGGAAAGCGACGACUAUUGACAAUUACUUGCACGAUAAACGGAAACAAAGUGGACUCUGUUAUGCAUGCGGCGCAAGCGGCCAUAUAGCGAAGGAUUGUAAGACGGAGUAUUAG